Messenger RNA from Rangifer tarandus platyrhynchus (Svalbard reindeer), 648 nucleotides. The record is from the annotation of a GenBank genome assembly. NCBI's taxonomy places the organism in Eukaryota, Metazoa, Chordata, Mammalia, Artiodactyla, Cervidae.
AUGGUGUGGAUCGGGGAGCCGAAAACCCACAUGGAGGGACAGAAUUCACGUACGAGAGAAUUCGCGACCCUAGCAUUUUUAGUGUCCCAUCAACGUGUUGGUUGUGCCAGCGACAUUAUGGGUGGUUUAACCCCUAGGACCCCGCUGCGGGUGCGACCGCUGGUCAGCAACGAGAUAACCGGGGGAACACCCAGAGUCUUCGCUGUGGCCUUCAGGCCCAGUGAGCUCAUUCGGGCGCGCGAUGGCUCCUGCCAGGCAGGUGCUGUCCUCAUCGGAGAUGAAGUUGCCUUGCGGUACCUGCUCGCAAACGACUGGGAAUUCAGGGUGACCCAGGCCUCAGGAAGGCAGGAGGAAGCCCUCAGGGGUUUCAGGGGGCCCGGAGGCGCCGCGGCAGGUGCCAAUGGGCCCCGAGUGUCGGGAACCGAGGCCCGAGGCGUGGUCCCGCCGGGCUUACCGGCUGGAGCGGCGCAGGUGCGGGCCCCGCGGCGGGCAGGGUUGGGUGCGCUCGCGGCGGCCAGGUGCGGGCGGGGAGGGGGCCGAGGCCGGACAUCGGCCGGGGCGGGGCGGGCGCUGCGCCCGGUAGGCCAGAGGGGCGGCGGGUGCGCGCGGACGGCGGUAGCGCGCGGGGCGCAGCGGGCGCGCGGGUAA